Molecule: messenger RNA, 1555 nt
Organism: Ricinus communis (castor bean)
Lineage: Eukaryota; Viridiplantae; Streptophyta; Magnoliopsida; Malpighiales; Euphorbiaceae
Exons: 6
Coding region: 411-1058 (215 amino acids)
Source: RefSeq, a predicted model, not a curated record
AAUAAUCUCCAUUUCCAGUUUGUUUCCUGUUUCUAAACCCUCACUUCUCUUCUGUUUCUAAUUCAAAUCCUCUCUACUUCCCAUUUGAACAGAAUUCAGUUCCUUUCUUUCUCAAUUCUUAUCCUCCUCCAAAAAAGAAAAACAAACCCCAGACUCUCUUAACAAGACAAAAGACAGAGUAGUUAAAAGUCAGUUCAUCUACAACAUUUCUUGUAUGUUAUAACCUUUAAGAAAAAAGAAAACCUUCAGUGGAGUACAUUUUUCAUUAUUGUUGAAGAGAAUUGUCAAUACCAACUCAUAUCAAAAGGGUAUGGUGUGCUAAGGCGGUGGAAAGUGAUUGCCUCAUUGUGUAGGCGAUUUCUGUCCCUUUAUAUACUCUUCUUUCUUCUGUCUUUUUUCCCUAUAAAGUGAUGGAAACGGCGGAUAAUCCAAAGUUGGAUUUGCGUUCUUGUCAUUGUGAGCCUGGUGGAUUAUCAGAUGAAAAUAUGGGAACCCAGAAAAUUUCUGUUUUAGAUCAUAUAAAUGGAUUUGAAUACUCAGCUGAGAAAUCUGAUAACUUUGUUAUUGACAUGGAAAGCUUCUCCCAUGCCACCAAUAACAAAGAAGUUAACCCAAAUUCAAGAAUUACGUUUCAGAGAAGCCUUUCCAGAAAAGGGUCUCUGCGCAUGAGCGGCAGAGGCGGUGAUAAAAAGAUUAAUUCUAAUCCUUCUCCUAAUGAUAGAGAUGCUGCUGUUGCUACCUCUUCACCUAGAGUAGGGCCUGGCAUGCCCGAAAAGGGAUCGAUGGUAUCAGUUGGGACCGCUGAUCAUCCCAGCAGCAGUGCACAAGUUCAUCAUCAGAUCACCAUUACUACUACCAACAAUUUGAAUGCGUCAUCCACAGAAGGCAGAUGCACCAUCAGGAGGAACAGUUUCAAGCGUCCUUCACUUUCAUGGACCAUUGAUCCCAAAAGGGUUCUUUUCUUUUUCGCCACCUUAUCAAGCAUGGGAACGAUGUUGCUGAUAUACUUCACUCUUUCAAUUGGCAAGCUCGGGGCAGAUGACAAUGGUAUUGAUUGAUGCCACUACAUUAUCUUUCGCAGAUUAAGAACAUAGCUAUUGCACAUCAUUCAGAGCAGAAUGCGAGAUGGAAACAAAGAUGAAUAUAAUUUUGUGGUGGUGGUGAAGUUAUUUUUUGCAAGAAUAGGCUUAUUCUAAUGCGAAUUUCAGUGGAAAAAAGAAAAACAAAGAAAGGAAAAGAAAAAAGAAAAAAGGAAACAGCACGGAAAGAAAUCAGAAGAUAGCAAAAAGCAAACCGACCAUCCACCAUCUUGGAUACAACUUAGGGGUGCUUAACUUUUUCAGGAAAUUAUUAGUAAAAACUAUAGAGAUGAAGACAAGAACAUACAACAUUGUGACAAAGAGAAGGAAUCUUCUUUUCUUUAUAUGUAUGGAAGAGGAAAAAUGAUGAUUUGGUACAAUCCCAUAUAGCUUACUAGCUUAGUGGAGGACCAGAUGGUCCUCACCUUUUCUUUUUAAUUUACUUUUUUAUUUAACAUCCCAUACCUUUCCAAUUC